GGGAAGCCGAGAUUCCAACCGAAAAGGGCUCUCUGGUAAUUCCCGAUAGAGCUAUUUGUACCUCGAAUAUCGUUAAAAUGGGUUCCAGUUCUUCCAAGCCGUCUCGUACAUUGGCCAAGACUGUGGGAGAGGUUGCCCGUAAUACUUCCAAACCCAUAAUUAGAUCACAGCCGAACCUCCUUCAGCCAGUGAAACAACCGCCCCAAGCGACUGCUCCUGCCACAAGAUCGUUUGAUGAGCCAACUAAUGCCAAACUUCAAUCAUCUGAGGAUAUCAACUCCAUAAAGAACGCCCAUAUUCCAGAAGCCCCGGUGGAUACACGUUUCAAUAAGAGUGCCAUGGCCAUGGGGAUGCUCAGCGUGCAAAUGGCUCAUUUAAAGAUCAAUCCCGAUAACCCAGCGUACCAGAUGGCCGUAAACAGACAGCGCCUUCUUGCCUUGGCGAAAGAACAGGCAGAUGAAGACGCUCCCCGCACAAUGGUGACCGCUAAUGAGUUGGGCCAGAUCGUGGAAGAUCUCAGCGAAGGUGUAGUUCCGCAGGAGCACUUGAUGAAGCAGUACAACGUUUCCGCCGAAAUCUUCACAAAGCUCAACCCGAGAUUCAAGCUUGCCCAGACCGACUUCAGAUCGAUGGAUGAGUCCAAGGACGAGACCGAAGACUCCGAGUGGGAGGGGAUCGGUAUUGAUGCAGCGAUCGACCACGAAAAGCACUACCUGUUCAAGGAGGACCAGCAAAAGUGGUUGGAGAUGAAGAAGAAGCGAUUGGCUGCCUACAAUGCCGUGUUCAACCCGGAGCUCUUCCGAUAGGAAACGGGCUUCUUGUAUAUACUUAACGAGCUCAUUCAUCAGGAGAUUUUGGACCAUUCAGGGGGGAUUUGUCAUAGACGUAUCUACGUAUUUGUAGGAGUUUUCUAUCUGAUAACAUGUUUACGCCGGGACUCUUUCCCAAAAACGAAUCGCAAGCCACUAGGUAAGACUUUCCUGGAGGCUUGUAGAACUUGAACGGUGAUAAUCCAUUUACAAUCCCGUAUUCAAUAUAUUCAGUUCAAGAUGGGUGCCCCCUUGGACUAAUCGCUCAAACCUGGAGCGUUGGGAUAUUUCUACGUCUUACACAUUUGUUUCAAGUCUAAGCCUUCAAUAACACCCCUGAAAUGAGACUACGAUUACGUUU
Messenger RNA from Babjeviella inositovora NRRL Y-12698, 1170 nucleotides. RefSeq lists its product as uncharacterized. The coding region runs from base 78 to 806 and encodes 242 amino acids. NCBI's taxonomy places the organism in Eukaryota, Fungi, Ascomycota, Pichiomycetes, Serinales. The record is from RefSeq and is a predicted model, not a curated record. The transcript has a single exon.